AUGAGUUCCAUUGUUUCUUCUUCUCAAUCCCCAAAUCCUUACAUUCCCAACCACAUUCCUGACCCCUUCUACGUUCGAAUCCUCGAUACCACCCUCCGCGACGGCGAGCAAUCCGCUGGAGCUUCGAUGAACUCGAAGCAGAAGCUGGAGAUCGCACGGCAGCUCGCCAAGCUCGGUGUCGAUGUCAUUGAUGCCGGGUUCCCUGCGUCUUCAAAAGACGACUUCCACGCUGUGAAGAUCAUAGCUCAGGAGGUCGGCAAUGCCGUGGACGACGACGGGCACGUGCCGGUGAUAUCAGGAGCUUGUAGAUGUACUGAGAAUGAUAUUAGGAGUGCAUGGGACGCAGUGAAGUAUGCGAAGAGGCCAAGGAUUCAGACGUUUAUAGCGACCAGUGAGAUUCAUAUGAAGUAUAAGUUGAAGAAGACGAAAGAGGAGGUAGUUGAGACUGCUCGGAGAAUGGUGAACUUUGCUCGGAGCUUGGGCUGCCAUGAUAUAGGGUUUUGUGCUGAAGAUGCUGCCAGAUCGAAGAGGGAGUUUCUUUAUGAAAUAUUUGGACAAGUUAUAAGAGCUGGGGCAACAACUGUGAUCGUUGCAGACACUGUGGGCAUAAGCAUGCCAAGUGAGUAUGGCAAAUUGAUUGCUGAUAUCAAAGCCAAUACGCCUGGGAUUCAAAAUGCUAUUAUUGCUUCGCAUUGCCACAAUGAUCUUGGCCUCGCCACUGCUAACACCAUAGAGGGUGUAUGUAGCGGUGCAAGGCAAUUGGAAGUAACAAUAAAUGGGAUUGGUGAAAGGGCUGGUAAUGCAUCUUUAGAAGAGGUUGUGAUGAUCUUGAAAUGCGGUGCGCAUCAUGUGCUUGGCGGACUCUAUACAAGGAUAAACACACGACAAAUAUUUAGGACCAGCAAAAUGGUUGAAGAGUAUACUGGUUUGCAUGUUCAGUCAAACAAGGCAAUUGUAGGGGCCAAUGCGUUUUCUCAUGAAAGUGGGAUUCACCAGGAUGGAAUGCUAAAAUACAAAGGUACUUAUGAAAUUAUAUGUCCUGAGGAUAUUGGCUUUGAAAGAUCCGAUGCAGAUGGAAUUGUACUGGGGAAGCUUAGUGGACGCCAUGGGUUGAGAAAGCGACUUGAAGAGUUGGGUUACGAGCUUGAAGAUGAACGAAUUGAUGCCAUAUUUUGGAGUUUUAAAGCAUUGGCUGAGCAGAAAAAGAGAGUUUCUGAUGCUGAACUCAAAGCAUUUGUAUCAAAUGGAGUUUUUCAGACAGAGCAUUAG
This is a messenger RNA of Prosopis cineraria, 1269 nucleotides long. Its product is annotated as 2-isopropylmalate synthase 1, chloroplastic-like. The coding region runs from base 1 to 1269 and encodes 422 amino acids. Gene Ontology annotation, cellular component: chloroplast. The transcript has 9 exons. Gene Ontology annotation, molecular function: 2-isopropylmalate synthase activity. NCBI's taxonomy places the organism in Eukaryota, Viridiplantae, Streptophyta, Magnoliopsida, Fabales, Fabaceae. Gene Ontology annotation, biological process: L-leucine biosynthetic process. The record is from RefSeq and is a predicted model, not a curated record.